AUGACAGAUGAUAACAUAUUUGUAUCACCAUUUCUGAACAUUAAUCCAUCACUUUUAGUAACUGAUCCAAAUGAUGAGUUCAUAUUUCCCGAAGGAGACAAGCAUCGUGGCCGUUUUGAACGAUCAUUUUCCGAAAUUGGUUCUAUGGUCAUUGGCGGUUGUGCAUUUGGGGGUACGAGAGCCCUUUAUACUGCGCUAAAGGAUCCUGAGCUCGCCAAACUUCCCACUAAGGCUAUUCAACGUACACAAAUGCUAAACCACGUGACAAAAUCGGGAGCCUCUUGGGCUCAAACUUGUGGUAGCAUCGGCCUCCUAUAUGCUCUCUCGGACUUUGCUAUUCACAAAAUUCGCGGUGGUGCCGAUGACGAGAUUAAUAUGGUCUCUUCCGCCACCGUUACUGGUCUUAUCUAUCGUUCUCCAGGCAAUUAUAUUUCAUCAAAAAUCUUCCUGACGGACAUAUUUCUCGUUAGAGGAUGGCAAAGGUGUCUUAAGGGAGGUGCCAUCGGAUUAACCUUAGGUCUUGGCGCUGCGGCUUUUACCUCCUGGGAUCGCAUUAAGGACAUACUUGGAGCGUAG
Rodentolepis nana is the source of this 576-nucleotide messenger RNA. The record is from the annotation of a GenBank genome assembly. Lineage: Eukaryota; Metazoa; Platyhelminthes; Cestoda; Cyclophyllidea; Hymenolepididae.